Carassius auratus (goldfish) is the source of this 2375-nucleotide messenger RNA. RefSeq names its product choline transporter-like protein 1. NCBI's taxonomy places the organism in Eukaryota, Metazoa, Chordata, Actinopteri, Cypriniformes, Cyprinidae. Gene Ontology annotation, molecular function: transmembrane transporter activity. The record is from RefSeq and is a predicted model, not a curated record. Gene Ontology annotation, biological process: transmembrane transport. The transcript is spliced from 16 exons. Gene Ontology annotation, cellular component: membrane. Bases 224 to 2179 code for a protein of 651 amino acids.
UAUUUACUUACACUCACGUUAGCGGCACGAGUGUGUUUAUAUUCUUGCGUGAUUGCUACAACCUACGUAUCUUUGUUUCUAAGGGCAUUUGUGCGUAUUAAUUACCUAUGUGCAACUUUUACACCACAUUCCUCGGAAAUUGCAGCAGGACACGCUGAGCGCGCGCUGCCAACUCCCUGAUUAACUCCCGCGCGCGCUUGUGAUUUUCAUCAACUCAGGAAUUAUGGGAUGCUGCGGUAGCACACAGAAGAGCCGUGAGUGGAAACCCUUAGAGCAGAGGAAGUGCACAGACAUCCCAUGGCUUCUUCUGUUCAUCCUCUUCAAUAUCGGCAUGCUCUGCAUCUGUGGCUUUGCCAUUGCGACAGGGGCCGCGUCCAGACUCAUAUCAGGGUACGACAGCUACGGGAACACCUGCGGUCAGAAGAACGCCAAAAUCCCGGGAAUAGAGCUCAGCGGCCUCGACCACACGUCCAGAAAGUAUGUGUUUUUCCUGGACCCCUGUAACAUCGACAUAGUGAGAAGAAAGAUUAAAUCUGUGGCUUUGUGCGUCUCGAAGUGUCCAGACACGGAGCUGAAGACUUAUGAGGAUCUCAGAAAGUUCUCAGAAGUUAACGGAUCUAAUUUGUGUUCCUACGAUGUACAACCGGAGUCGUAUUCCUCUGAUGCUAAUAAGGCUACAAAAUGUCCAAAACUUCCUGUCUAUCCAAGUGCAUCCUUACCAGUGUUUCACCGCUGUAUGCCAGUUGACAUUUCCUGCUACGCCAGGUUUGCCGAGGCCUUCAUCUCUUUCGUCAGUGACAACAGCGUGGUGCACCGAGUCAUCGCUGGAGUGAUGACAUCCAAAGAUAUCAUCAUGGGCCUGUGUCUGCUCGCUCUCGUUCUGUCUCUGAUCCUGAUGGUUGUGAUCCGCUACAUCUCUGUGGUUCUGGUCUGGAUUCUCUCAGCCGUUGUGGUGGUCGGGUCCAUCGGUGGGACGGGGAUCUUGUGGUGGCUGUAUGUGGAUCACAGUAAAUCUGUGAAUGGCACUCGACCGGCUCUGGAACUGGAGGUGGCCAAAGACAACCAGACAGCCCUGCUCAUCUACGCCAUCGCUGCCACGGUCUUCACUGUGAUCCUGCUGCUGCUGAUGUUCUUCAUGAGGAAGCGUGUGGCGCUCACCAUCGCUCUGUUUCAUGUGGCUGGUAAAGUGUUCACCCAUCUGCCUCUGCUGGUCCUGCAGCCCUUCUGGACCUUCCUCACGCUCAUGCUCUUCUGGGUUUACUGGAUCACCGUGCUCCUCUUCCUCGGAUCCGCAGGAAGUCCAGUGCAGAAUAACCAGACGGGUCUGGUGGAGUUUCGAAUGGACGGGCCGCUGCAGUACAUGGUGUGGUACCACGCCGUGGGCCUCAUCUGGAUCAGCGAGUUCAUCCUCGCCUGUCAGCAGAUGACCAUAGCCGGAGCGGUCGUCACUUACUACUUCACCAGAGAUAAGUCUCAGAUGCCCUUCACGCCCAUCGUGACGUCUGCGCUGCGUCUGAUGCGCUAUCAUCUGGGCACCGUGGUCAAAGGAGCCUUCAUCAUCACUCUAGUGGAGAUCCCCCGCCUCAUCCUCACCUACAUCCACAGUCAGCUCAAAGGAAGAGAAAACUCCUGUGCGCGCUGCAUGCUGAAGGCUUGUAUCUGCUGUCUGUGGUGUCUAGAAAAGUGCCUCGCUUACCUGAACACGAACGCAUAUACGGCAACGGCCAUAAACAGCACCAGCUUCUGCACGUCUGCACGAGACGCUUUCAUCAUCCUCGUGGAAAACGCCCUCCGCGUGGCAGCUAUCAACAGUGUCGGGGACUUUGUGCUGUUUUUAGGAAAGGUGUUGAUCGUGUCGUGUACGGCGUUUGCGGGCAUCCUUUCACUCAACUAUCAGCGUGAAUACACCGUCUGGGUGCUGCCGCUCAUCAUCGUGUGUGUGUUCGCCUUCCUGGUGGCGCACUGCUUCCUCUCCAUCUUUGAGAUCGUAGUAGACGUCCUCUUCCUCUGCUUCGCCAUCGACACCAAGUACAACGACGGCAGCCCGGGCAGAGAGUACUACAUGGACAAGACCCUCAUGGAGUUUGUAGAAAACACCAGGAGAGACACGGAGCGGUACAGCAAAGUAGAAGGAGACAGUCGAGAAAUGAAAUCCAUGACUGGAGGUACACUGGCUUGAUGAAGACCGGCGCUGUAUUACAUCAACUGACAGGCCUAAAAAGUGCUAUUGAGAUGCACAACAGCUUCUCUUCAGGGAAUUCAGUGUGACAGACAUCUGUCAUCAUGACUGCAGGCCAUUUGACAUUAGAAUAGCUCCAGGACAGUGAGCUGGGUAUAUGCACAAAAAAACAACAACACAAGACUGGAUGUCUGCA